Messenger RNA from Xyrauchen texanus (razorback sucker), 6210 nucleotides. RefSeq names its product neuralized-like protein 4. Gene Ontology annotation, molecular function: ubiquitin protein ligase activity. The coding region runs from base 6 to 4763 and encodes 1585 amino acids. The transcript has 29 exons. NCBI's taxonomy places the organism in Eukaryota, Metazoa, Chordata, Actinopteri, Cypriniformes, Catostomidae. The record is from RefSeq and is a predicted model, not a curated record.
CGAAGAUGGCGGCUGAGCUGCAUCCGCGCAGCGGAAAACUGAUCGCUUUGUCGAACUCCAACCGAACCGCUCAACGAAAUCAGCCUGUACAGGAAUUUAAUCACGGCCUGGUCCUUAGUCGGGAGCCGCUGAGAGACCGCGAUGUCUUCACUGUCCGCAUCGACAAGAAGGUGAACUCGUGGAGUGGAUCUAUUGAGAUUGGUGUGACUGCGCUUGACCCAGCCGGUCUGGAAUUUCCUAGCAGUGCCACAGGGCUGAAGGGGGGCUCGUGGAUCGUGUCUGGUUGCUCUGUGUUAAAGGACGGCCGCUCAGUCCUGGAGGAGUACGGUCACGACCUGGACCAGUUGGGGGAAGGGGACCAUGUGGGCAUCCAGCGGAAUGGGAAAGGGGAGCUGCAUCUGUGGGUGAACGGGCAGGACUGCGGCACGGCGGCCAAUGGACUUCCGUCCCGUUUGUGGGCGGUGGUGGACCUCUAUGGGAAGUGUACCCAAGUGACUGUGGUGAGCUGUGAACCCCCUCCUGAAAUGGAAGGGGAUGAAGAAGAGGAGGUGGAGGAUGAGAUAGAGUCGACGCCAGCAGAGUCCAUAUUGGCAGAUCAUAACCAGGAAGAUAGGACUGGAGCUAUAGUGUUGUCUUCAGCUGGUGAAACAGCAGCACUGAUGAAUGGAUCGGUGGAAGUGCCUGAGGUAUCAACGACGCACAAUCGGCCUGACAAGUUUCCAAACAACUUUGAGCCUGAUAGUGUUUUGACAGAGCAUCAGUUAUUUGAUGUGUUCAACAGUGCCAUUGUCUCUCUGUAUCGUUCAGAGGACGAGGGUGGAGAGGACUUGGGGGUGGGAGGGGGGAGCUCGGACUCCUUGAGGGGUGGUACAGGAAGUAGUGGUGGAGGCAGAGCAACAGGAAGUGACAGCGGCAUUGGAGGCGUAGGUGCAGGUGGAGGCAGUAGCAGCAACAGCAGCCCAGCAAGGAGCUCUGGUGGGCCGACGGGACUGGGGGUGGCACCAGGUGACAUGACGACCAAUGACGCGCUGCUGUUCCACGAGAAAUGUGGCACACUGAUCAAACUAAGCAACAACAAUAAGACGGCAGAGAGGAGAAGACCGCUGGAUGAGUUUAAUAACGGAGUCGUCAUGACAAACCGUCCACUCAGACAUAACGAAAUGUUUGAGAUUCGCAUUGACAAAUUGGUGGAUAAAUGGUCUGGUUCAAUUGAGAUUGGAGUCACAACCCACAACCCAAAUAAUCUUGACUACCCUGCAACAAUGACCAAUUUACGCUCAGGCACAAUCAUGAUGAGUGGCUGUGGGAUUUUAACCAAUGGGAAGGGGACCCGUCGAGAAUACUGUGAAUUCAGCCUGGAUGAACUCCAGGAAGGAGAUCAUAUAGGGCUGAUGAGGAAAGCCAGUGGAGCUCUACACUUCUACAUUAAUGGCAUUGAUCAAGGUGUUGCAGCCAGCCAGACUCCUGGUGUAGUGUAUGGAGUGGUAGAUCUCUAUGGCAUGGCUGUUAAGGUCACCAUCGUUCACAAUCAUAACCACAGUGACCGGUUACGACGCAAUAAUGCCAUCAUGAGGGCACUUUCGCCUGACGUGGGACGUCCUCGGCCUGCUCUCUCAAUGACACCCGAGCCCGAUACUCCAGACCGCUUGCUCUUUCAUUCAAACUGUGGGCAGAAAGCUGCAAUCAUUAGCGAUGGCAGGACUGCGUUACGGCCUCAUGCGACGGAUGACUUUAACCAUGGCGUUGUGCUUAGCAACCGUCCGUUGCACUCCAAUGAAGUUUUCCAGGUGCGCAUUGACAAAAUGGUGGACAAAUGGGCGGGCUCUAUAGAGAUUGGUGUGACAACUCAUAACCCCGCCUACCUUCAGCUACCAUCAACCAUGACCAAUCUGCGCUCAGGAACCUGGAUGAUGACAGGAAAUGGCGUUAUGCACAAUGGAACUACAAUUCUUGAUGAAUAUGGGCACAACCUGGACCGCCUCAAAGCUGGAGAUACAGUGGGAGUUGUCAGAAAGGAGGAUGGGAGUUUGCACUUCUUUGUGAAUGGAGUGCCUCAGGGUCCUGCGGCCUGGAAUGUUCCGGCCAGUGUGUAUGCAGUGGUGGAUCUGUAUGGACAGGCAGCCCAGGCCACCAUAAUGGAUGACAUGGCUGACCUCCCUCCCUUACCUGAUGACAGUUCUGAGGGUCCUACUGCCAUGUCUCCUGGUAGCCCGUGUUCAGUGUCUGGGGUUAUAACUGCCAACGACCUGCGCUUUCAUCACCUGCAUGGCACAAAUGCAGUCAUUACGAAUGGUGGCCGAACAGCGCUCAGGCAAAACUGCCGCAGCGAGUUUAAUGAUGCCAUCGUUAUAUCAAACAGGUGCCUUCGAGAUGGAGAGCUCUUUGAAAUUGUUAUUCAGAAAAUGGUUGAUCGCUGGUCAGGCUCAAUAGAAGCAGGAGUGACAGCAAUCAGACCAGAAGAACUGGAGUUCCCCAAUACGAUGACUGACAUUGACUAUGACACAUGGAUGCUGAGUGGCACAGCAAUCAUGCAGGAUGGAAAUACCAUGAGGAAUAACUACGGCUGUGACCUGGACUCUCUUACCACAGGCUCCAGGAUCGGGAUGAUGCGGACUGCAUCUGGAGAUCUGCAUUACUUCAUUAAUGGGGUUGACCAGGGUGUAGCUUGUACUGGGCUGCAACCAGAAGUGUUUGCUGUGGUUGAUCUUUACGGUCAGUGUGUGCAAGUUGCAAUUACAAGUUCCUCUGGCCCACUGGACAACAGUCUGUGUACCAGUAACAUCACAGAGAAGAGCUUCCCCAUACACUCCCCAGUGACUGGGGUAGCUCAUCGCCUGCACAGCAAACAUGGUAAAAACGUGGUGUUAUUAGGAGAUGGUUGCCAAGCAUUGAGGGUAGGGGGAUAUGCCCAUGGAAUUGUCUUUAGCGCAAAGGAGCUCAAGACAGAUGAGGUGUUUGAGGUGAAGAUUAACAAGGUGGAUGAGAGGUGGUCCGGGUCGCUCCAUGUGGGUUUGACCACCCUGCAGCCCCCUGACCUUCCAUCCUGCCCUCUUAGUGGCCUCUCACCUUCCCUUACUCAGCUUAGAUCAAAGGUCACCUGGGUCCUCGCUGGCUCUGAGGUCCGACGCAACGGGGUGCUGCAGAGACAGAACUACGGCUGCUCUCUGGACCGCCUCACGGUGGGAAAUCGUGUCGGGGUGAAGAGAUGCAGUGACGAUACCAUGCACAUCCUCAUUGAUGGAGAAGACAUGGGACCUGCAGCCACUGCCGUGGCAAAGAAUGUGUAUGCAGUUUUUGACCUGUAUGGAAAGGUGACAACUGUGUCCAUCGUCAGUUCCACGCUAGUGGAGGAUGCGGAAAGUGUGAAAGCACCCUCGCUCUCCUCUGACAGCUGCAGUGAGGUAGAGGAAGACAGUACUCCUGUCAGAGAGUGUGAGAAUGAGCCCCCUCUGGUGCCCACGGUCAUGACGUUUUUGGAAAAUCAUGGAAAAAAUAUCCAGCUGUCCAAUCAGAACCUUACUGCUGCCAGAGUGUCCAGCUACAACCAGGGAUUAUUGGUCACAGCGCAAGCUUUGCCCCGCCAACAACUUUUUCAGUUUCAGAUAGACCGUUUAAAUCUAUCGUGGACGUCCUCUCUGUCACUGGGUGUGAUUGGUCAUUCACCAGACCGCCUCAACUUCCCUUCCACAGCUUGCUGCCUUAAACGCUCAGUCUGGCUACUGCAGCGAGAUUCUGUUUUCCACAACUCACUAAAGAUUUGUGAGAACUAUGGUCCUAACCUAGACACCUGUCCUGAAGGGACAGUUUUGGGACUGUUGGUGGACAGCAGUGGCUGUCUUCACCUGUAUGUUAACGGCAUGGAUCAGGGCGUGGCAGCCCAGGACAUCCCCAGUCCCUGUCACGCACUUAUUGACCUUUAUGGCCAGUGUGAACAAGUGACUAUAGUGGCGAACUAUGUGCCAGUGUUUGGUGGUGAGAGAGAAGAUAUGCGUUGUCAAGGAGACAUGGAGAAGGCUGAUAUGGUGGAUGGUAUUAAGGAGAGUGUGUGCUGGACUCCUCCUCCCGAGGUUAAUCCAAAUAAGACGUGCGAGUAUCAGGCGCUGUGCUCCAGAUUUAAGGACCUGCUCACACUGCCAGAUGGUUACUUCAAUGAGGAUGCAAAUUAUAAUCUGUGUUACUGUGAGUCUUGUCACAAAUUACGGGGUGAUGAGGCCUAUUACAAGCGAGGGGAGCCUCCCAGAGACUAUGCCCUGCCCUUCGGCUGGUGUCGGUUUGCACUCCGGAUCAAGACCCACUGUGAAGUCUCCAAUGCCUUCAAGAAGUGGCACAUUGCGUACCAUGGCACUAGUGUCGGCUCCCUUAGACGUACCCUGGACCACAACCAACUCUUGUCAGCAGAAUCGUCAUCCAUUUUCUCUUCGUCCCCACUGAAGACAGAGGGUCACGGAAGCUACGGGGAGCCAGAGGAGAACAGCGCCCCAGAGCGAGAGAUCCCCUGUGUGCAGCUUUCACCAACUAUGCGCUACUCUGGCCUUGAGGUCUUUGCCCCUAAAGUGCAAUUCCGAGACCCACGUUCACUCCGCUGUCACCAGGCCCAAGUGGGCUUCCAGGUGUGCGUGCGGCCAGGCUCGUACAAAGUGGGGCCAACAUCGCUGGGAAUCAGCGAGCCCCUGGACCCUCGAUUCAGCAAUGCAGAGAUUGAAUGGAUCACCAAGGAGAAAGGAGGCACACUUCUCUAUGGCCUUCUUAUACGGGUGGAGUAGAAAAAGACAUUAAAACGAGGAUAUUGGCAUCAUCUUCCUCACUUCUCAAAUAUCAGCCAAAAUUUCAGCGCAGCCCCUCUAAGACUCUCGGGAUGCCUGAGGCGUUGAGGAUUUAGCGAUGUUUUCCUUCAAAGGCUCAAUCAUCUCUGCAUGUUGUUUAAGACAAACUUUUGUUUUGUUUUUGAAGGAUGGUGACGUUAAUCCCCAGAGACAAAGACACUGCCUGCACUUUAUGUUUCGGACACUGGUGGGUGAUUUUUAGUCUUUCUUUUUAAAUUCACUAAGCAGGCUCCCAAUUAAUUUUCAUCCCUUUGCGCUGUCUCUCUCUACAUCUUUAAAUAUGUGUAUCACCCCCUCUGUUUUUGCUUGGAGAGCCCUCGAUUCUGACAGAAAUACAACUAAACUGAAGGAACGCAAGACCACCUAUAUAUAGCACACCCCCAGAUUUGUAUUUGUUUUGGGAUAAUAAUUUUUUUUUAAGACUUGCAAUGGACAAAUCAAAUUGGAAAUAAGAGACCGGUUUCAAAGAUAACACGAAAUGAAAAUGUCAAGAAACUCGCAACCUGAAAACAAGGAAAAGUAUCAUAUCACUUAUAAGCAAGAGAUUAGAGCGUAGUCUUUGUUUAUUUCAUCGCUGUGUUUUACUCACAUUUGGUUUUCAUUAUAGCUGUGUAUUUAUUCAGUAAUUAGAGUAAUUAUAGUGUCUUAGGCAACAGGCUAAAUGCUGAUUAAAGCGGCUACAAAAUGGCAGAAUGCUAUCGUAUUGCAAGAAAAGUAAACUGAACAAUUUCUAAAAUGUGUCUUUUCUUUUGAUUUAGCCUUUGUAAAGGUAGACACCAUACGAAAAUGAAAGUGAGGUUGUGAGGGAAAGAUAUACUGUGUAAGGGUUUUAUCUUUGCGUCGAACAUUCAGCUGAGAAAACAUUGAAAAUACAAGCUAAAAAAUAUUGAGGACAAAUUAAAAUAUUUUUUAAUUUCUAUGAAAUUUGUUGAGAAAAUUAGACCUUAAUUGAAGAUACUGUACUUGUUACCCUCGUAACCUUGAUUUCAUUCAAGUCAAAUUAAAUAUGCCAUUUACCCUGACUAAGGUCUAUGUUAUUGGAGUUUUGGGAUGUUUCUACCACAUCUGACCCAAUAUUACCCCUGAGGAUCAUUUCAUGUGAAUUUAACUGCAACAUAAGCACAUUCUGUUUAAAGGGAUAGUUCAACCCAAAAUGUGUAUCGUCUCAGAAUUUUCUCACCCAUAUGCCAUCCCAAAUGCGUAUGAGUUUCUUCCGCAGAACACAAAUUAAGACUUUUAGAAGAAUAUUUCAGCUGUGUAGGUCCUCACAAUGCAAGUUAAUUAUGACCAAAACUUUGAUUCUCCAAAAAGCACAAAGGCAGCUUAAAAGUGUUCAUAAGACUCCAUUGGUUAAAUCCAUGUCUUCCAAAGUUAUAUGAUUGGUGUG